Messenger RNA from Thyridium curvatum, 1179 nucleotides. RefSeq lists its product as uncharacterized. NCBI's taxonomy places the organism in Eukaryota, Fungi, Ascomycota, Sordariomycetes, Thyridiales, Thyridiaceae. The coding region runs from base 1 to 1179 and encodes 392 amino acids. The record is from RefSeq and is a predicted model, not a curated record. The transcript is spliced from 5 exons.
AUGGCCGGGGAUCUUGCAGUGAUAGCGGAGGCCGUGCCGACGCGCAUCGUCGAGACAGAGGACCCGUACUGGAAGACUGUGCUGAUCGCAGUGCCCCUGGCCAUGUGCGGCCUGGCUACGCUCUCGUACAUUCUGCGCCUUGUCUGCCGUCGGCUCGUCACGGGCGCGGCUCUCAGGUUGGAGGAUGUGCUGAUGGGUAUCGGCCUGCUGCUAAGCUAUGGUGUCACUGCGUUUACAGUCUACACCGCCUUCAAUGGCGUGGGUGUUCCAACCAGCGAGCUCCCGGCUGAUGAGCGACGGCGGAUCAACUUUGGAAGCUGGAUGAUCCAAAAGUUCUGGGCGCCGUCCAUGGCCUUUGUCAAGGCUAGUAUCAUCGUCUUCUUGAACUCGACUUUGGGCACCGAAAAGAAGUUCCGAAUCGCAGCCUAUUCCCUGAUCACCUUUGUUACGCUCUGGGCGACAGCCGCGCUGCUGACAAACAUCUUCCAAUGCUGGCCGAUCCAGUUCUACUACGACAAGACAAUCCCCCAUGGCCACUGCAUGAAGGGCCAGACCUCAUUCUUCCAGGCCAUGGGGUCUUUCUCCCUCAUCGCCGAUAUCGCGAUUCUGGUGUUGCCCAUGCCGGUGAUUUGGAACCUCAGUAUGAACCUCAGACAGAAGCUGGCCGUCAUUGGUGUGCUGUCGAUGGGCAUCAUUGUCUGCAUAUUUAGUCUUCUCCGCUUGGUGGAGUUCAACUACUUCAUCACAAAUGAUCUGUCAUCAUCGAGCGCCAAGGAAUCAAUCUGGACGACCAUGGAAGUGAAUGUCGCUAUCAUCUGUGGGUGCCUCCCUCUAAUGAGACCCAUGUUUGAAGGGUGCCUGGGCAGGAUGUCGUCGACAGGCUACAGUCGCUCGAAAACAUCGCAAUCCAACCCGGCGUCAGCAUCGCAGCUCUACUACCGCUCUACAGCAUCGCACAACGACAAGACGUUCCAGAGGCUGCACGAUGUCAAGUCAAAGGCGUGGUCGCCAAGCGACAAGAACUCCGAGAGGCAGUUGCGCAGUGGCACUACAAGGUCCCGGUCCGACGUUGAGCGCAGCUCGUCCGAGAUCGAGCUUCAAGGCAUCGGUGUACAGACGGAUAUCUACCAGACGACCGAGGAGAGUCAGAAGGAGCAGCGUGGCGAGCAUGUCGUGUAG